Messenger RNA from Solea solea (common sole), 1478 nucleotides. Its product is annotated as ganglioside GM2 activator-like. Gene Ontology annotation, molecular function: lipid carrier activity; enzyme activator activity. The transcript has 4 exons. The record is from RefSeq and is a predicted model, not a curated record. Bases 140 to 721 code for a protein of 193 amino acids. Gene Ontology annotation, biological process: ganglioside catabolic process; lipid transport. NCBI's taxonomy places the organism in Eukaryota, Metazoa, Chordata, Actinopteri, Pleuronectiformes, Soleidae. Gene Ontology annotation, cellular component: cytoplasmic side of plasma membrane.
GGAAGUUGAAUAGUAACUAGAAGGGUGUCCUCGCUGGUUUUCACACAGUCGCUGCGGAGGAUUUCUGACGUGCUGUGUGUCCGCGAGUGUCUCCUGUGUGUCUGCGUGUUUGUGUUUACGCUGUGAAGAUACAGUCGGGAUGGAUAAAUCCACGCUAAUGUCGUUGCUGGUCACAGUGAGUGUGUGUGUGGCUCAGGUGAGCUGCAGGAGACUCGCUCAUGUGAAGGUUCAGGAUUUUGACUGGAAGAACUGUGGGCAGCCCGAUGCUCCGGCUGUACUGAAAACUCUGGCUCUGUCUCCAGACCCCAUCACCAUCCCAGGAGACCUGACGGCGUCGGCCUCGGGGACCACAGACGUUGAACUCGCCGCUCCACUUCCAGUGACCUUGACUGUGGAGAAGGAGGUGGCCGGUUUCUGGGUGAAGAUUCCCUGUGUGGAGGAGUUUGGCAGCUGCCACUACCAGGACGCGUGCGCUAUUCUGAGCCAGCUGAUCCCGCCCGGUCAGGACUGUCCCGAACCGCUGCACACCUACGGACUGCCGUGCCACUGCCCCUUCAAAGCUGGCUCGUACUCUCUCCCUCAGUCUGACUUCUACGUUCCAGACAUGGACCUGCCGUACUGGCUGACCAACGGAGACUACCGCAUCCAGGGUGUCCUGGGCAACGGCAGCGGCAAAGAGCUGGGCUGCCUCAAACUGGCUCUCUCGAUUCACUCCAACUGAACUGAACGACAACAACACACAGACAGUCUGGAAGUGUAAAGUUGUUGUUUUUUUAGUUUUAUUUGUUUAAAAACGUUGUCAAAGGUGUAGAGACGCAUAAACCUCACAGUUUAUGGUCACAUGAGAAAAACGAGAUGAGGCAACACAGUAUUUCAGUGUAGAUUUGGAGGGUUUUUAAACUCUUUAUGUGAUAUUUCCUCUUUGUUUAUGUACAUUUGAGUCAUAAAAGCAUUUUCCUUUCAACGGCAACUGCGUUGGUGACAAAAGAUUUUAACUCUUUGAAACUCUUUGAAAAUUUCACACUUUUUAACGUGUUUUUUUCUGACGGCAGCGUCACAUGAGAUGCCACCGUAUGGCCAGUAGAGGGCGAGCUUUUCACGUCUCCAAACAAACUCCACUGUGCCUUUUCUGCUGCCACAGUACAUUCUGCUCUGUUUUGCCAGUGCAUUUAAAUAUAUAUAUCAUUAUUGUUAUAAUUGUUGUUGUGUUUGUGUGUGGUCAGCGAUCGCACGUGUCAAAGACUUUUGAUUUAAUGUUUUUAAUCAUUUAAUCGUCAUGUGCCUUUGCUUUUUAAAGUUCUUCAUCAUUUCUUAAUAAUUAUGAGUUGAAACUAAAUCAAUAUAAAUGAACACACAGACGCAUCUGUCAGUUUUGAUAUUUAUUUUAAGACCAUUUCAAGUUUGUUUUUGUUUGAUCGACUGUUUAAAUCAUUCCUGUGGUUUACUGUCAAUUUUUCAAUAAACGUUUUCCACAUUAA